This is a messenger RNA of Medicago truncatula (barrel medic), 1777 nucleotides long. RefSeq names its product cell division control protein 6 homolog B. Lineage: Eukaryota; Viridiplantae; Streptophyta; Magnoliopsida; Fabales; Fabaceae. Bases 163 to 1623 code for a protein of 486 amino acids. The record is from RefSeq and is a predicted model, not a curated record. Gene Ontology annotation, molecular function: DNA replication origin binding; ATP hydrolysis activity. The transcript is spliced from 13 exons. Gene Ontology annotation, cellular component: nucleus. Gene Ontology annotation, biological process: DNA replication initiation; cell division; mitotic DNA replication checkpoint signaling.
ACGAAAUCAACGCGCCCAUGUUUUCCCGCUUAACACACCAACUACAAAUCCCUCAAUCUUCUUCACCAUUUCCAAUCUCAAUCUCAUUCUUUUUCUUCUUUCAUCUUUCUUCAUUUUUCUUCAAUUCUUUGUUAUUUUUCUUCUUAGUUUCUUUCACCAACAAUGCCUUCAAUUGCAUCUUCCAAACGCAGAUUCAGAUCUCCCGCCACACCCAUCCCGACCACCACCACUUCUCCUCCCACCCGCAAAUCCCCCCGCCGUUGCAUCUCAGCAACUCCAAAUUCAGUCUCAUCCGUUGUUGUUCGUCAAAUCAUCACCGAUGAAAAUCAAAUCGAAUCGAUCCAACCUGCAUCACUUAAAUCCAAAUGGAAUCCCAAAGAUGGUGAGCAAAUGAGGAUUGUGAAGGAGGUGUUGCAUUUGUCUACAGCACCGUCUACGAUGGUGUGUCGUGAGGAAGAGCAAAAUGUGGUGUUGGGGUUUUGUAAAGGGUGUGUUGAGCAUGAAAAAGCUGGGAGUCUUUAUAUAUGUGGCUGUCCUGGUACUGGGAAAUCGUUGUCGAUGGAGAAAGUGAAAGUGAAUUUACUCAAUUGGGCUGCAGAGGGAGGUUUUCCGCUGCCCGAUGUUUUAUCUGUAAAUUGUACAUCGCUGUCAAAUACAUCUGAUAUUUUCACAAAGAUACUUGGGUUACACAAAACCCUGGGAAAAAAGGGUUCAGGAACACCCUUACAGCAACUUCAGAACUUGUAUUCUCAUAAAUCGCCUACAUUGAACAUGAUAUUGAUAGUAGCAGAUGAAUUAGAUUAUCUAAUUACCAAAGACAGAGCUGUGCUCCAUGAUCUUUUCAUGCUUACCACUUUUCCAUUUUCCAGAUGUAUACUUAUAGGUGUAGCAAAUGCAAUUGAUCUAGCCGAUCGAUUUCUUCCAAGGCUUACUGCAUUAAAUUGCAAGCCUACUGUUGUAACUUUUCGGGCAUACACUAAAGAUCAGAUCCUUAAGAUUAUUCAAGAAAGGCUAAAUGAACUUCCUUACAUCGUCUUCCAACAUCAAGCAUUGGAACUAUGUGCCAGGAAAGUUGCUGCAGCUUCUGGAGAUAUGCGAAAUGCUCUUUGUAUAUGCAGGAGUGCAAUAGAGAUGCUAGAAGCAGAAAUUAGAGAUUCUGCUUGCAAUUUGAAUGCUUUGGAAGAGAAAUCAUCCUCAGAACAAAAUCUUCCUACAGCACCGGAUUAUGUUAAAAAACAAGAACUUGAUAUGGUAAGGAUUGAUCAUAUGGCUCUUGCAUUGUCCAAAACAUAUAGAUCACCAGUUGUGGAUACCAUACAAUCUCUGCCACAUCAUCAACAAAUUAUACUCUGCUCCUCGAUGAAACGUUUCCGUGGAGCCAAGAAAGACUCAAUCCUUGGCGAGUUAUAUAAAUCUUAUGCGGAGAUAUGCAAAUCAUCACUAAUUCCCCCUGCUGGAAUCAUGGAAUUUUCAAACAUGUGCAGAGUGUUAAAUGACCAGGGCCUUAUUAAACUAGGACAAUCCAGAGAUGAUAAAUUGAGAAGAGUGACACCAAAACUAGAUGAAGGUGAUAUUACUUUUGCGUUGCAGGGAAUCCGCUUUUUUCGAAAUUGUCUUCAGUGAUCCUGCUUAUUGGUUCUGGCAACAUUUUCAGAAGCAAGAGAUGUUAGAGGAAUUUUAUUUAUUUUUUCUAGAACAAAAAUAUAGCAAUUGAUGUAAACAUGAAUUAUAUCUUUGAUUUCACAUUAAUAAAGUGAUUAUAGUUUUCUUGACACAA